Caenorhabditis elegans is the source of this 677-nucleotide messenger RNA. RefSeq lists its product as uncharacterized. The record is from RefSeq and is marked reviewed. The transcript is spliced from 4 exons. The coding region runs from base 7 to 558 and encodes 183 amino acids. NCBI's taxonomy places the organism in Eukaryota, Metazoa, Nematoda, Chromadorea, Rhabditida, Rhabditidae.
UUUCAGAUGACAGCCCGAACAGAAAUAGAACAUCGCCAUCUUUACUAUAAACGUAGGUCUUCUUGCAGUCAUGGCAUUUACAAAAGUGAACCCCAAAAGACACGAUCCGCAACAUCUGCAACGACAGAAGGAGGUACGAGUGCAGAUCGUGAGGAAGAAAUGAUCCGUUCGAGACCUCCACGCGUUAAAUCUACAAGUGUUUGUGUAGGAUCACUACAACUCGAAGGAGAACGUCGUCUAACGUCUCAGUCUCCUCGAACACUCAACGAUUUUCAGUUUUUGAAUCCUGAAACAUUAACAAUGCAGAACUAUGAGUUACAGACAAUCAGACCUCCAGCGAUAUCGACAUCUGAAAUAUUUAAUGAACCUCCACCAGUGUACAUCUAUCGAGUUAUUCCACCCCAUGAGAGAAAUAUAACCUCGAAGAAACCACCAAAUAAAGUGCUGGAAUAUCUGAAAGGACACAAGCACACACUGAUUGCCUGGACCUUUGGAAUAUUCGCAGUCACACUAUGCACAGUUGUCGUUGUAUUGCAGUGCAAAUCUAAUUUUAAAUAAUAAUCAAAUAUGAUGUACAUACUGUAUUCUGUGAAUAUUCAUACAAAUCUUAAAGACAUCAUAACUGACCCAUCGAAUUGGUGAGCACAUAAUAUUGAUAAUAAAAUUGAAUGUAACCU